GGAGGCAUGAUACCAGAAUACAGUUCUGUGGAUCCUUAGCUCUUACAUAUAUCAAACUUGAACACAAAGUCGUUGGACCUGUACGAUACCUCAGUCAUAUUUCUGGCAUUAUGAGCAACAUGGAAAAGACUUUAUUCCAGCUUAAGUUCACGGCCAAGACUCUCGGCCGUCAGGCGAAGAAAGCCCAGAAAGACGAGAAUACCGAGAAAACCCGAUUAAAGAAAGCUUUACAACAAGGAAACAAUGACGGAGCUCGGAUAUAUGCAUCAAACGCCAUCAGAAAGAAGAGCGAAGCCCUGAAUUUACUCAGAUUAUCCAGUCGGAUAGAUGCUGUUGCAAGCCGAGUAGAAACAGCAGUGACUAUGCGCCAGAUAACGGGGAACAUGGCCGCUGUGGUCAAGGGAAUGGAUAAGGCUAUGGACAGCAUGAAUUUAGAGCGGAUAUCUCUUGUCAUGGACAAAUUCGAGUCUCAAUUUUCCGACCUCGAUGUUCAAACAUCGUAUAUGGAAGAUGCAAUGUCUAGCACAACUGCCGUCUCGACUCCUCAAGACCAAAUCGAUUCAUUACUGCGGCAAACUGCGGAGGAGGCAAACAUCGAACUUCAACACGAUCUUGCGAAGAAAGACCUAUCGGCUGUUGCUGAUCUAAGUAAAGGUGAAAAGGUUGGUGAGGAAGAUGACAAGCUAGCGGAGAGAUUAAGAGCCCUAAGGCCUGCCACAUAAAUGCCAAUACACUUAUCGAAUCUUGUAGUUAUGGUUAAUCCCUGGGACUUGUGUUGUAUCACAACUUUAUUGUAUGAGAUUGUACCACAUUUGGAUAUAUUUUUCAUGGACGAUUAUUAUCAGCAAAUCGAGUGCGAACAUAUUGUCUCUGAAUCAUGCACAACCACCUCGUACUUUCUCAUGAACCAAUCAUGAAUAGAAACACAACUCGUGAAGUAAUGCGUAGAAAACAUUGUGACUAUUAAAAGGAAGGAGAUGUUGCUAGUCGUCACAUGAAGAGGUUGAAUUAUAACCAAGAAAAAGUGGGAAGAAUAUCUUGAAAUGAAGAAGAUUACAGUGAGAGAGACGAAGUUGGUACUACUACUACUACUAUGUUGAAAUGCAAGCAUAUGAAAGAUGGAGAUAUAUAUCAUAAGAAAUUACUCAUCUAGCAUACAACGCUUCCCCAUACGUCUGCAUAUACCUAGAUCAUGAGUUUUGCUGAACGAAUCGCGUAAACGAGCUUAGAAGCUCGCGCUUUUCUUGCUCUUUGAGACCUGGAGCGGCGUUGAGGAGUUUUUCAACGCGCGCAAGCAGCCCUGUUGGGCCCUCAAACGGGAUUGCAUGUGCGUCAAAGUGGUGAACAAUUUUUUGAAUGAUGCGUAAGCCGUUUCUGAUAACACGUUCCUGAAUAUUUCUGAUACGUCAGAGCCAGCUUUGGGUCGUCCCUGCCCUUGUCUCCUGGAAGCUCUGGCUCUCCCUCUGGUGUUCACGAAAGAUGGCAUGAUAGCAUCUUCUCGCAUUUUGGUAGGUGCCCAUGCCAGGCCAAGUCCCAGAUCUAAUGAUCGUCCUUUGCCCCUCCUGUGGCGACUAUUGCUACUAUCCCCACUGCUGUUUUCCUGUCUCCCAAAUUCGUUUAACGUUGGAGAUGGCGCGGCAGGUUCAAAGGCGAACGAGCCAUGUGUAAGUCCUACCGAAAUGCGCUGAGCACGCUUUCCUGCUGUCCGACCCAGGCUUGAAGUUAAACCCGAACCUGAGGGCUUAGAUGCUGAGGACACAUUCGAUUUAGACUGCGUCGUAGAGAAUGAUUGAGCGUGUGAAGAAGCGACAGAGGCGCCUGUGUGGUUUGGAGUCAGCGGGGGUGGCAUGGGAGCAUCGGGCAAAGUUGAUUGAUACGAUCUGGGUGAUGUCGAUGGCGGUGUUGUUUGUCGUCCAUCGCCGUUCUUUCGAGAUUUUCGGGAAUUUGAAGAUGUAGUUCGUUCGAGGACUGUCCCUCGCGAACCAUUUCUAUUUGGAUACAAGCCAAGCUGUAAAAUUGAGCCGUUCCUACUCAAUCCACUCCCACCAGAUAUAGGGCGUUCAAAAUCAAAACUCCCGUGUUUGAUUCUUCUACUCAUAUUCUUGGGUGGCCCAACAACAACCGAUCCUUCACGGUUAGAGCGCCCGUCAACAGGAGAACUGACUCU
Serpula lacrymans var. lacrymans S7.9 is the source of this 2167-nucleotide messenger RNA. RefSeq lists its product as uncharacterized. Gene Ontology annotation, cellular component: ESCRT III complex; multivesicular body. Gene Ontology annotation, biological process: late endosome to vacuole transport; protein transport; endosome transport via multivesicular body sorting pathway. The transcript is spliced from 7 exons. The coding region runs from base 111 to 722 and encodes 203 amino acids. NCBI's taxonomy places the organism in Eukaryota, Fungi, Basidiomycota, Agaricomycetes, Boletales, Serpulaceae. The record is from RefSeq and is a predicted model, not a curated record.